AUGGACGCAACGUUCACUGACGACACCGUGCAGCUCGUGAAGAGGACCGAGCUGCCGGUCAGGAUCGGACCCGACGAGACCGUCAUCCAUGCGAGCGCCGACGGUGGACCGGUCAAGGAAGAGCACUGGAAGAGUGAAUCGUACCUGGGCAGCGGCGGAGUCGGGCUGGUCUUCCGUGAGAAGUGCAUCGUGGGUCCGUCCUUUGGACAGCUGAGAGCAGUCAAGGAGAUACCACGGCCCAGGAACAGGAAUGAUGACGAUGUGGAUAUCGUGAACGAGCUCAAGGGGCUUUUAGUCUUUUCCCAGCCAGAGUAUGAAGCAUAUUUUGUUAGAACACUGGGAUGGUAUCAAAUUCCUUCGAAAGUGUUCGUCGCCAUGGAAUUCCUGCCGCAAGGCAAUCUGCACGCACACUUGAUGAACCAAGGCCCUAUUCCUGAGAACCACGGGAAACUCAUCAUCCGCCAAGUCCUCCGUGGAUUGGCCUACAUCCAUCAGUUCGGCCUGGCUCAUCGAGGGCUGAAGCCAUCGAACCUACUCAUCCGCACUCAGCCGCCAGGUGGCGAGUGGUGGGUGAAGAUUGCCGACUUCGGGAUUAGCAAGCGACCCAAACGCACCAUCAGCAUGUCUAUUGCUGUUGGAGACACUAUCGGGUUCAUGGCCCCGGAAGUUAUAGGUCUUUCUUCCACGACAGAUGAUCUAUCACCCGACAUCGCAGCCCAGAAGGCCGACAUGUGGGCUGCCGGAGAGACCCUCCAUUUCAUACUCACAUGUGCUCAUUCCUUCGGUGAAGGCCUCGAGGCCCUUCGGGAAUAUGCUCGGGAUGCUCGAUCUUUUCCAAAUGAAAGGCUCCAGGGCCUAGGACUGCCGACCUCCUGCGUCACGUUCAUCCAAGACCUGAUGUGUUCUCACCCGAAACUACGUCCCGACGCCGAGCAAGCCCUCGAUCACGUUUGGGCGCGAAUGCCCAAUCACUACGCAACAUCCUUCUCUAGGGUUGCUUGCACGAUCCGAUGCCGAGGAUUGGAAGCACCAUCCGUCGUGUUCUCCCACACUGGGGAGCGUCUUCUUGUGGUCUCGCCAGAGAAGUUGUACCUCAUCGAGUCUGCGAAUGGCAAUGUCAUCAAAAGCUACGAGUCGUCCGAAAGAACAUUCGCAUCCGCUGCGAUCUCCCCCGACGACAAAUUCUUCAUGGUGCUGGAGGACUCGGGUCGGCUCAGCCGAUUUGACGCCAAGAAGUUAAAACUCCUCGAACAACGAGGCCCGUUCGGCAAGAUGCCUGCCGGAGACUGCUUCGUGACGUACUCCCACGACGGGCGCUGCGUCGCGACUGCGCACACUGGCAACUUCGUCAUCUGGAAGCUGAAGGGAGCUGCCUUACCAACGGCUGGUACGUGGCGGACAGGCAACUUCACGGUCAGGUCCAUGCAGUUCACAUCAGAUGACAAGAAUAUCGUCCUAGCAUUAGACAGGGCAGUCCAUAUCAUGCCGCUUACGCCGGGCAUCAACGGUGCUGGGUACAGGAGGGAGGAGGAGAUGAUCAAUUACCCCGUCAUAGGACCCGUGUCCGCCGUUGCUACCAACGGCCUCGAUUACAUGCAUUGCGACGUCAACCACAUCUACCUUUGGCGAGACGGCGCUCAGUGCUGGCGACGACAGUACUAUCACUCAGUCCCUUUCCAAGACGCUGUCUAUUCCCCGUCCGGCGCGACAGUUGCGACAACAGAUGUUAGGGGAGGCGCCACGCUGUGGCGGGUGAGGAGUAUGGGUGAGGUAGGAUGUCUUAAGUUUCCGGAGGAGGGUGUUGCUCGAGUGGCAGUUUCACCACCGAUGGGCAAGUACAUUGCCAUGGGUUUAAUGGAUCAAAAAGGACCAAGGGUUGUUGUGCGGGAGAUUCUCAGUUAUGUACCAUGA
This is a messenger RNA of Colletotrichum karsti, 1911 nucleotides long. RefSeq names its product calcium/calmodulin-dependent protein kinase type 1B. The transcript is spliced from 3 exons. Gene Ontology annotation, molecular function: protein binding; ATP binding; protein serine/threonine kinase activity. Gene Ontology annotation, biological process: protein phosphorylation. Bases 1 to 1911 code for a protein of 636 amino acids. NCBI's taxonomy places the organism in Eukaryota, Fungi, Ascomycota, Sordariomycetes, Glomerellales, Glomerellaceae. Gene Ontology annotation, cellular component: cytoplasm. The record is from RefSeq and is a predicted model, not a curated record.